UAAUGAAUUCUGUUUUUGGCGGGAAGAGUUUGUUUACAUGGUGGAGGAGGAAGGUAACGAGGCCAUGAAGACUAACACUAAUUACCACCUUAUUACUGAGUUAAUUACCAAGAAUAUCAAAGGUUAUUACACUGGCCAAGUGAAACAAGCACAACAGAGUCUAUACGCCUGGGGUUUUAAGUGUUAUCGGAGCGACGAGUAUGAGGGGAUUGCAGCCGAUGUUCCUGGCGGCUUCUCUCAGGGUGCAGCGGAACCUCCCAUUUAUGUGUGUAAAUUCGGAGCGGGUGCGAAUUACGGCCACAUAUUGGUGUUAGCGAACGAGGAUGGCCAGAUUGGAUUGAGGGACACUCGGAAGAUUGGUCCCGUGUCCCCCGUACCAGGCCAACAGAUCCACGACAACGCCAUCUUUGACGUGUGCUGGGUGCCCGGCGCGGCUGAAUUGGUGUCGGUGUCGGGCGAUCAGAAAACUGCUGUGUUGUCUGUACGAGAGGACGGCACUCUGGACGCAACGCUCGCUCUGAUUGGUCACACGAGAUCCGUCAAGACUGUACAUGUUAAUCCCUACGACCCUUGUGUGAUAGCAACAGGAGCUCGAGACGGCAAUGUUAUAAUCUGGGACAAACGCUGUAAACCUUACCACAAGGCUGAUGAAAUAGCUCCAGCCCACCAUAGUAUUGCCAACAGAAGCGUAGCGUCUCCGAGCUUCCGUAAAGGCGCGGUGACGGCGGCGGCCAACGCGGCGGUGAACAACAGUGUGACCGGUGUCGUCUUCCAGAAACAACACGUCGUUAUAUCGUCUGGAGCUUCCGAUGGGCUAAUCAAACUGUGGGAUCUCCGCAAGACUCACGGAGGAGGACGACGCGGCCCCCAGUGUCAGAGUUUCCUGGAGCACAGCGGGCGGUCGUCACACAAGGGGUACACAGCUCUCUCUGUCUCUCCAGCUAGGGACGUUCUCUACGCCUCCUGUAUGGAUAAUGUGAUCUACGCUUACCACCUGGCUAAUCCGACCCCGAAGCCAGUCGCUGAAUACACAGGCCACAAGAACCUGACGUAUUUUGUCAAGUCAUGCAUCAGUCCCUGCGGCUCGUAUAUACUGAGCGGCUCCAGCGAUAACUCGGCUUAUAUAUGGUUGACUGAUCGCCCGGGGAACCCCAUAGCAAGACUCUCGGGACAUUUUGCCGAGGUUUCGUCCGUCAGUUGGUGUCCCGAGGAUGAUGGGAAGCUGGUAACCUGCGCCGACGACAUGAAAGUCCGCAUCUUCCGGCGGAAAAACUGCGACAUGGACGACUUCGACGAGAAAAUAAACAUCCGGGGAACAUCCGAGCCGUACGGAGAGGAACGCGGCGACGGGGAGACCGGCGGUGUGGCGGUGAGUCGAGAGAGAGUGCUGUCAGAGUGCCAGGAGUCACUACCCCCGCGGCCCGUCACCCCGAGCACGUCCGGGAUACGACCGCCCGUCACCCCGUCCAGCACCAGAGGACGGGGCGGUCCGGGGGCGUCGGGUAAUUCUCAGACGCCCCGGAACAGGAAAGGGGGUAAGACCACCCCGUGUACCCCUAAGACCAACGAGCGUAACACGUUACUCCAGUGGCUGUCGCUGGCCAAGACCCCCGGGUCCCAGGACUCUCCCAGGACGGCCGUCAGCGAGACCAAGAAGGCCGGUCUGAAGCGUAAACUGACCGACCUCAUCCGCGAAGACCAGGAGAACGUCAAGACGGAGACCGAGCCCAAGUCUCCGAACUACGGUAAGAAAAAUGUCCUUUGUUCCGCGGCCGACUCGACCAACCGGCUCUCCCCGCCGCCGAGUGCCGCCAAGAUGCUCAAGUACGGCGACGACUCGGACGCGUCUCCGGGCCGUCGGGAGAAGGAGAACGACGGAGAAGUGACAGACAGCGUGGAGCCCAUCGAGGCCCGAGACAAGGUGGUACUCGGGAACGGCUUCAGGACCCCGGUGACGAACGUUUCCUCCAGACUUGCGGAGAAGAACGCGGUCGGCGGCGACGCGAAAAAUGAUGCGGUCGUUAAAUUGCCGGAUCCCCUCGUUAGUAAACAGACCGUUUCCCCUCCCGAGCCAUUUAAAUUCGGACGUCUCUCGUCCCCGACGGCAAACCUACCCAACUUUAUCGUAGACGGGCGUUCCCCACACAGCCGACCAGAGACCAGAGUCGAAAAGAAACGCAACACCGACUGGCUUACGUCCCUCGGCCACCAGAGGAAACUAAAAUUCACGAGAACGCCGGACAAAGUCGUUAAAGAGGUAGCCACGCCAUUAGGCUCGUCCCCACACAAACACACCGAGAGGAAGAAGGUCUUACAGAUCAAACACAAAAAAGACUCGACCUCAGACGCCACAAAGGUUCCGUCGCUGGUAAACGAUUCGUCUCGCUCGGACACAAACGUCAACUAGAUCAAGAAUUACAACGUCGGCUGUAAAUACCAAAGGUCCAUAGUCACUGUAGCUGUAGUUCCUGUAACCUGUACCUGUACCAUAGCUGUAACCUGUACCUGUACCAUAGCUGUAAACUGUACCAUAAUUGUAUAUCUUUGUAAUUCUUGAUUUUUAUUGUUUACCGACUAAGCUCCGCCCACUUGUACCUCCCCAGUAGUGAACCCUAAGCAACGAUGACUGCUUAAGGCCGUGAACUGGGGACAGAGGCCGCGUGUAUGUGAGAUCUCAUUGGCCGUUAAGUCAGCAGUGGGCGGAGCUUUCUGUAGGUAUGUUGAUUAUUUUUAGCGUUUAAAUGGCGGCCAUCAACAGUGGAAGUUAGCUGUAGGGACGGUGGCCAUCAUCAGUGGAAGUUAGCUGUAGGGACGGUGGCCAUCAACAG
Molecule: messenger RNA, 2828 nt
Organism: Homarus americanus (American lobster)
Lineage: Eukaryota; Metazoa; Arthropoda; Malacostraca; Decapoda; Nephropidae
Gene: l(2)dtl
Product: protein lethal(2)denticleless-like
Exons: 8
Coding region: 38-2407 (789 amino acids)
Biological process (GO): proteasome-mediated ubiquitin-dependent protein catabolic process; mitotic G2 DNA damage checkpoint signaling
Cellular component (GO): nucleus
Molecular function (GO): protein binding; protein-macromolecule adaptor activity
Source: RefSeq, a predicted model, not a curated record